UUCACGACAUAGCGUUUUCGGUAGGAAAAAAUCUAAAACAUCACGAUCAUCUCCCUCAUGUGGUGUUUGAGGAUAUUUAUAUGAAUAACGGACAUGACUACCAUCCAUCGACUGGGGAAUUUACCUGUGAUGUGGCAGGAAUGUACUUGUUUACGUUGUCUGCUAAUGUCAGCCCGGGACAUGAGAUGCUGUUCUGUAUGAAAUAUAACGGACAUCAUUGGCGCUACAUGGCAGCCUCUGGAAGCGGAAGUCAUCACCAAACAGCCUCUGUCUCGGCUCUUUAUAGAAUGAAACACGGAGACAUUAUGACGGUAGAGCUGACACGCAAUACAGAUAACACCAUGGCCACCACUACGUUUGAAGGCGUUUUACUUUAUUGA
Messenger RNA from Mizuhopecten yessoensis (Yesso scallop), 380 nucleotides. Its product is annotated as complement C1q tumor necrosis factor-related protein 7-like. Gene Ontology annotation, molecular function: protein binding. The transcript has a single exon. The annotation marks the transcript as partial. Lineage: Eukaryota; Metazoa; Mollusca; Bivalvia; Pectinida; Pectinidae. The record is from RefSeq and is a predicted model, not a curated record.